Molecule: messenger RNA, 1596 nt
Organism: Juglans microcarpa x Juglans regia
Lineage: Eukaryota; Viridiplantae; Streptophyta; Magnoliopsida; Fagales; Juglandaceae
Exons: 1
Coding region: 944-1447 (167 amino acids)
Source: RefSeq, a predicted model, not a curated record
UUAUGCUUUUCCUUGUUUUUAGCUGGAGAGAGUUUGUUUAAUAGAUGCAGAUUUCUCCAUAGGUUUAUGAUCAGUAUGGUGUUCCUUAAUCUUUUACUUCUAAUGAGGUUUCAUUCUCAAUUUAUUCUCUUCGCAGCAUUUCCAGCAUUGGUUUUGAAGAUUUGCAUUUUCUUUUUUUUAUGGAUGAGAGGAAGGGUAGCGACGAUACGCUUCAUUCAUUUUAGAACAAAUCAUAGUUAAGGGAGUAUGACUUCUAAAACUUGUGUGGUAUCUCUUUAUGACUAAAACAUUUCUUGUCCUAAUAGUGUCCUCAAAGUAAUGCCUGGUAGAAAACGAAGUAAGGUUGUGUCGUUUGAACCCCUAGAAUGAGGAUGAUAUUGUUGAGGGCAGUUGGUUGUUGGAAUGUGGGGGUAAAAAAAAGUGAAAUUUUGUUAUCUACCUAUUUGCUUGGAGUUGUCAUUCUGCAUUUGGGAUUUAUUGGAAUUGUUGGUUGGGACUUUAGCUGCUGAUGUUCGAUUGUUUAUUUGAGAAAAAUAUUCCAAGUCCUCUGUUUUGUUGAGGUAGUUAGCUCUAAUUCUUUUGACUUUAGAUCCCCCAUUGUUCUGUUAUCAACCACUUGUAUUCAUACUGUCCUGUCGAAUUUCCUUCCAUUGACAUCUGUAGAUACUAGAUUAGUGUCAACUACCAUGAAUACGAAAUAAAUUAUUUGACUACAAAACUGCUAAUGAUGUUUUACCGUCUGUAUGAUAUUUGUAUGAGGAGCAGUUUUUCUUUUUUUGCCCUUUCAUUUCCCUUUGCUUUUUUUUUUUUUCUUUUUAACGAAAGAAAAAGCUGACAAUAUGUCAGCAACACGUUAGAUGGUAGUAGGAGAAGCUGCUAAUGAUGCCCCCUUUGAAACCAACAUCCAAAUCCUGCGGAUUCUUAUAGAUUUGUUGAAACUUGGAUGGCGUUUUACUUACCACCCAACCACCGAAAAGAACAUGGACAUAUAUAUAUAUUGAAGGAGACUGCACACUUCCAGUGGUAUGAAACCCCACAAACAAAGCACCCACCCAUCAUGGCUUCCGUAUCUGAAGACCCUGCAGAACACGAUACCCGUACUAAAGGUUUAGCAGACAUGGAAGACGAAGAUCUUUUUGAGAUCAAUCUCGAGGCCGUGGACAGCAUCCCUCCACCGCAUUACUGGGAUAGCUAUUUCACAGCCACCGGAAAUGCACUCCUUGCCAAUUGCCUCCUGCCAAUCUCCGAUGUCUCCGUCGCUGUUCCAAUCGUGUCCAAAGAUGUUUCCCGCACUGUUUCGGCUGUAUCAAAAUUGUGUAGCUCAUUGUCGUUGGCAGGGACGGCUAACUUUGUCAUGAUCACGGAGCCGAUGCCCUUAGGUGAGCUUCUUAGGUUGCCGAUCAUGGGGGCUAGUUUUGGGGUACCCCGAAGGCAAAUGAAAGCCUAACAUAAUAACCGUAGCCAAUAGCCGUGUUGCCUUAACGCUAGCUAAUAUUACUGUUGCCAUUGUAAACGAAAUUCAUAUGUUCCACAAAACUCAAAAGGGAAUGUUUCUACUUCUAAUGCAUUUUGCUGUUUUUUCUUGAGUUAUUUUCC